AUGUACCCGACACAUAUUAGAGCCGCUGCGGCUGUCGGUCCACGACUGGACGAGGCUGCAGUGAGGCGUAUGUUCCCAUCUGAACAAAUCGCUUUGUGGCCCGAAGGUUAUCGCCCCGCCUGCGGUGUAGCGCACUUCAUACAGCCAGGCGGAGUGCAGGUGGCUGAUAUUAUCGAAUGCUACCGCGGUGUGCGGGAUAAUAGAGAAAAAGAAUUACAACGCGACUUCGCGGCGGAUUACACAAUGUGGUGUCGAGCCGCAUUGUGUGAGUUUAUCCGUCGUCUGCGAGAUCGUGAUAUACGGCGAAUGCGGCGAUUUACAGCACGUGAACGUACAAUACAUGAUUCUGAUGUACGGGAGCUCUUUGGUCUACCCCCAUACGCGCCACCACGGCCAGCAGCUACAUCAUCAUCACUAUCGACAACAACAACAGCAGAGACAACUUCAUCUGGGAAGCGUUACUACGAGUUUACACCGUAUGCGGCUAUGCAGGAGUAUGUGAUGAUGCCCAUCUCCCGCUGUACUAGUCCAAAUGAGCGUGUUCACUUUGCGACAUUUCCGCAAAUACGAAAUGUUAUGCAUACCGAAUUUGAUGGUAUGGGCCCUUUGCGUGCAAUGACGAUGUUGACUGGUGAUGAGUUACAACCAACAGCAGAGUUUUUGCAGAAUCUCGCCUUCUAUCUACGUCAUCGUGUGGGGGAAAUUAUCGAAGGCGAGGAGGCAUUCAAGCGCACUGCCAUCACUGCCGCGAUUGACGGUGGCAAUAUCAACAAUCCACUCCAGGGUGGCACGUCACCUUCGUUUUCCACCGAGACCCCAGUGGUUUGUUUUUUUGGAAAUGGUCGUUUGGCGUGGCUCUUGAAUAAUAGUGAGUUGUUGCCGUUUCCUGUCCUCCCCGUGCAGACGCCUGCACAAGCUGCGAGUCGUGAGCGACGGCAAAAGAGUCUGCUUGCACAACAUGGCCUCUUGCCGGACCUGGUGAGGGAUGGCGCUGUCGCAAAUAGCAUUAGUACUGUGUUCCCAUGCGAGACUAUGUCUGUUGCAGAUGCACUACGCAAGUAUCGUCCCUGUAUUGCCGUGGUAGAACCUCACGUUGAUCGUGAUUGGCUCUGUGACAUACGCGGGUUUUACUCUAUGCGUGAGGUCUUGACGCUUGGCCCAGUAGACUCACCAGCAAUGGGAUCAUUCACAUUCCCGUUCCUUAGUUUUGGCGUCACACCAGGGCCAACAACGUACUGGACCUAUAGUGACACACUACAGCGAGUGACGCAUGCAAGUAGAAUACAAAUGCCAAUGGAUCCACCACAUGUGGCGCAAGGUUACACUCGCCGUGAGCUCGAUACCAUAUCCGCCCAUAUGAUUUCUCCAAAUGAUUGUCAGGCGUUUGGUUCGCACCAUCGAUGUCUCUCCUUUGUACGCACCCUGUAUCCCGUCAUGAGUCGUCAGCCGAUGCACAGUACUGGUCCUACGUCGGGUGCCACUCCAACAUAG
Messenger RNA from Trypanosoma theileri, 1491 nucleotides. RefSeq lists its product as uncharacterized. Lineage: Eukaryota; Euglenozoa; Kinetoplastea; Trypanosomatida; Trypanosomatidae. The record is from RefSeq and is a predicted model, not a curated record. The transcript has a single exon. The coding region runs from base 1 to 1491 and encodes 496 amino acids.